AUGGAAAAUUUGCAUAAACUUUGGUGGAGAGAAGAAGUAAAUAUCAAAUUUCAGGUUCUCAAGAAAUUUAGUUCUUCUAUAUGGGUCUUUGGAACUAUAACGCAGCUGAUUUGAGCUUUGAUGAUGCCUGAAAAGAUGAAUCUUGUAAUUAUAUAUAUUCCUUAUUCAAUUUUGUUUACUAUUUUGUGCACUCUAAUUUGAUAUGCAAGCAAAAAAGGAGUGAUUUGGAAAACUAUAGUUUCUGUAGCCUACUCUGAGGGUUGCUGCUUAAAAUAUUUGAAUGUUGGGACUUAA
Messenger RNA from Blepharisma stoltei, 294 nucleotides. Lineage: Eukaryota; Ciliophora; Heterotrichea; Heterotrichida; Blepharismidae. The record is from the annotation of a GenBank genome assembly.